Messenger RNA from Penicillium oxalicum, 252 nucleotides. RefSeq lists its product as uncharacterized. Lineage: Eukaryota; Fungi; Ascomycota; Eurotiomycetes; Eurotiales; Aspergillaceae. The record is from RefSeq and is a predicted model, not a curated record. Bases 1 to 252 code for a protein of 83 amino acids. The transcript is spliced from 2 exons.
AUGACUCAGAAGCCGCAUCCUCCACGUCCAAACAAUGCAAUACACUCUGAUUCGGUGUCUUUAUUCUACAAAGCAAUAAGCUUGGAAUGCAGAGUUGGAACCCCACAAUUCUCCACAACAGUACAUGAUGGCAAGUAUGCCUAUGUUCUCGCCAGUUCGCCAGCACCUUUCGAAGAUAAGCUCUCUAGUCCAUGGGUGGUUCUCCUCAUUUGGAAUCUUCAGCUCGCUUGUAUCUUCUGGGAUGGCUAUUGA